AAACUCGAAUUUUUCUGUUGUGGCAUUAAUACACCUCCAGCACUCAAGUUCAUGCACUUAUCAAUAAUCACGAAAAGAGAAAGGCUUGCGGGAAAAGCAGAGGGAAGCUAUGAUACGAAAGCCGCGAAGAUCCAUCGCUCCAUUCAGGAAGGCCCAACCGACUCGUUCAACAAAUGGCGGUGAGAAGAAGAAAGAGAAAGGAAGAAUGUGGAAGGCUACAAUAUUGACAGUCUUUGGAAUUACUGCGAUCUGCUCUGUAUUUGUGAAGACAAGUAUCUGCAUCUUUCCAAGUAACCCAGAUUCGAAGAAGUCGUUGGCAACAAAGGCGUCGUCGUCACUCCUGGGUGCGAUUAGAGCACGGAGCGCCCAUUCCAUGAGCAAGUCGUUCGAGAUCCCUCUGUUACCCUUACCAAAAAAGAGCGAAAUCCUUGUUCCCACUGUUUCAAGAAACAUGAACCAGCCUUCGCUUGCAGUAAACCGUAACCGAACCCUUGUUGUUCUUAUUGGCGACUUACGGUGUGGAGAGACAGCCUGGAGAUCUCUGUAUACGAACGUACUUGACGCCAACCAGGCCGAUUUGGCCCUUUUUGUUCAGAUUCCUGAUCAAGUGGAAUAUAGCAAUGCUUCUCUGUUCACAAGGGCAAAACACAUUGAGUGGAUUCCAAGAUACGACGAUUGGGCCGAUGCAAUUGACCUCAUCGGGGGAUCUGAAUGGAGGAAAGCCGCCUUCGAAUUCUAUCCUUCGUCGAUCUACCCUCUUAUUCUUGGCGGGGUGAAAGGGUACGAUGCGAGUGCAGCCAUGGUGCACAUGUUUCGAUGGUUUGUGGCACAGCGUAUCCAAAAAGACGGCUGGGAGCAAACAUAUGAUCGAUUUAUCAUUACCCGUACAGACCAGUUUUAUAAAUGCCCAUUAAAGCUUUCAGAGCUACCCUCCGAGAGGAUCUGGUUAUCGGAAGGAGAGAACUAUUGGGGCUUUAAUGACCGCUUUUACACUGCACCGUCCAGCCUGAUUUUGAAAACUCUGGACGUUAUGCCUACAUUUCUGAGACAUCCUGACAUGUUUGUCAACGUGACUCCAAAGGAAAACAUGAACUCGGAGAUCUUUCUUAAGACAACAUGGACCAAGCUUGGCUUGGUCCCGCUAAUUGGACGCUUUAGACGCAUUCUGUUCACAUGUUCUAUUCCAGUUGAUACAACAAGAUGGUCUACUGGAAAAGAGCUUGCUCCGGAAGGCGUUCUUUUGAAAUAUCCUGAUGAGUACAAAGUAGCCACUGCUAGCUGUGAACGACUAUCCAAUGGUAAUGUUCCCCUCGUGCCCAAGCGUUAUAUGAACAUAGUCUAA
Phaeodactylum tricornutum CCAP 1055/1 is the source of this 1342-nucleotide messenger RNA. RefSeq lists its product with no specific name. The coding region runs from base 110 to 1342 and encodes 410 amino acids. The record is from RefSeq and is a predicted model, not a curated record. NCBI's taxonomy places the organism in Eukaryota, Bacillariophyta, Bacillariophyceae, Surirellales, Neidiaceae. The transcript has a single exon.